ACUUGGAGGCGCCUGGCCGGGAAGGCCUGGCCAGCUGUGUCCGGCGGAGGCAGCUGCUGACCCAGCUGUGGACUGUGCCUGGGGCGGAGGAAGGGGGGGCAGGAGCCCUGGGCCUCCCGUGGCAGGGGCUGCAUCAUGUAUCAUCUCGGGGCACCCCUCUGGCCUGGAGUUGGCUUCCUCUGUCUCCUACUCACUGGGGCAACCUGGGCUCCCCCACCCAACCCACCGGACCCCAAGUUUGAAAGCAAAGCGGCCCUGCUGACAGCCCGCGAGCCUGAAGAGUUUCUGUGCUUCACCGAGAGGUUGGAGGAUUUGGUGUGUUUCUGGGAGGAAGCGGCAAGCGCCGGGGUCGGCCCGGACAACUACAGCUUCUCCUACCAGCUCGAGGGUGAGCCGUGGAAGCCGUGCCGCCUGCAUCAGGCGCCCACCACCCGCGGCUUGGUGCGUUUCUGGUGCUCGCUGCCUACAGCCGACACGUCGAGCUUCGUGCCCCUAGAGCUGCGCGUCACUGCGGCCUCCUCGGGCGCUUCACGCUACCGCCGUAUCAUCCACAUCAACGAAGUGGUGCUCCUAGACCCUCCCGCUGGGCUGCUGGCGCGGCGGGCAGAUGAGGGCGGCCAUGUGGUACUGCGCUGGCUCCCACCUCCUGGGGCACCCAUGGCAAGCCUCAUCCGCUAUGAGGUGAACAUCUCGGCAGAGAACGCCGCUGGUGGCGCGCAGAGGGUGGAGAUCCUCGACGGCCGCACUGAGUGCGUGCUGAGCAACCUGCGGGGCGGAACGCGCUACACCUUCAGGGUCCGCGCGCGUAUGGCCGAGCCGAGCUUCGGCGGCUUCUGGAGCGCCUGGUCCGAGGCUGUGUCGCUGCUGACGGCUAGUGACUUGGACCCCCUCAUCCUGACGCUCUCCCUCGUCCUCGUGCUCAUUCUGCUGCUGCUGGCCGUGCUAACCCUGCUCUCCCACCGCCGGACUCUGAAGCAGAAGAUAUGGCCUGGCAUCCCAAGCCCCGAGAGCGAGUUUGAGGGCCUCUUCACCACCCACAAGGGUAACUUCCAGCUGUGGCUGUACCAAACUGAUGGCUGUCUGUGGUGGAGCCCCUGCACCCCCUUCACAGAGGACCCACCUGCCCCCCUGGAGGUCCUCUCUGAGCGCUGCUGGGGGGUAACACAGGCAGUGGAGCCAGGGGCAGAUGAUGAGGGGCCCCUGUUGGAGCCGGUGGGCAGCGAGCAUGCCCAAGACAGCUACCUGGUGCUGGACAAGUGCUUGCUGCCCCGGAGCCCACCCAGCGAGGACCUCCCACAGCCUGGUGGCGAUUUGGACAUAGCAGCCGUGGAUGAAGCCUCAGAAGCAUCCUCCUGCUCAUCCGCUUUGGCCCUGAAGCCUGGGCCAGAGGGCGCCUCGGCUGCCAGCUUUGAGUACACCAUCCUGGAUCCCAGCUCCCAGCUCUUGCGCCCGAGGGCACUUCCCCCUGAGCUGCCCCCUACCCCACCCCACCUAAAGUACCUGUACCUCGUGGUGUCUGACUCUGGCAUCUCAACUGACUACAGCUCUGGGGGUUCCCAGGAAGCCCAGAGGGGCUCAUCCAAUGGCCCCUACUCCAACCCUUAUGAGAACAGCCUCAUCCCAGCCCCCGACCCUUCACCCCCGAGCUACGUGGCCUGCUCCUAGGACUCCAGCCGUCAGAUGCACGGGGACCCAGAAUGACCUCAAGUGCUACUCCAGGCCCAAGAUUUAUCCGGCAGGGUCAGUGAGGCCUGCUGACCUUGGCUUUCUGCUCAGUUCAUCCUGGUCAGAAAGUCACAACCUUGCAGUAUUUUUAAAUGCACAGUCUUUUGUGUAGAUAUAUAAAUAUAUAUAAGUUUUCUGUCAUGACUUCUAUAAAUA
Molecule: messenger RNA, 1881 nt
Organism: Kogia breviceps (pygmy sperm whale)
Lineage: Eukaryota; Metazoa; Chordata; Mammalia; Artiodactyla; Physeteridae
Gene: EPOR
Product: erythropoietin receptor
Biological process (GO): cytokine-mediated signaling pathway
Cellular component (GO): external side of plasma membrane; membrane
Molecular function (GO): erythropoietin receptor activity; protein binding
Source: RefSeq, a predicted model, not a curated record